This is a messenger RNA of Patiria miniata (bat star), 1080 nucleotides long. RefSeq names its product microfibril-associated glycoprotein 4-like. The coding region runs from base 1 to 1080 and encodes 359 amino acids. The transcript has a single exon. Lineage: Eukaryota; Metazoa; Echinodermata; Asteroidea; Valvatida; Asterinidae. The record is from RefSeq and is a predicted model, not a curated record.
AUGGAGGAGGCACAGAAUUGUGGUCUCUCUGCGAGACAAGUACUUGUAACCGGUCUUUUGUUUUAUAUUUUGCUUUCUAUCGUGCCCGCGUCUCAAGGAAGCUCUUGUGGUCAUGCACUCUCACAGGAAUUCAAUGCUGCUGAAAAUCGAGCACUGGGAAACGCCACAAUUUGGUCGGGUAGAGUUGGUACUCUUGUCGGCUGUGUGAGUCGGUGCCACUCUUGGCAAGCUUGCAAAUCAGUCAAUUACUUUAAGAACAAUCGCAGGUGUGAUCUGAACAACGCCACCAGAGUCGAUUCGCCAAAUGACUUCGUUGCAGACUACGCGAGUGUGUACUUCGAUGGUAAUGGCGACACACCUGGGUUUUCCGUAGCGGAUCACAGCGACGUUCAUACACCCGGAUUCUCCGUCACGGUGGAGCCACGUUACAGCGAUUGCCAGAGUUUACUGGAGGCAGGCUACAGUGUGAGCGGUAUCUAUACAAUAUUCCCCGCGGGAUUCGCAGAUGGUCUGAGGGUGUACUGCGACAUGGAGACCGACGGUGGAGGCUGGCUUGUCAUUCAGAGGCGUCAGAAUGGCAGUGUCGACUUCUACCGCGACUGGGCUGACUACCGCGUGGGCUUUGGGGACUUGGCUGGUGAGUUUUGGCUCGGCAACGACAACUUGCGCACCUUGAGUAGUUCUGCUGGAUCUUGGGAUCUUCGAGUCGAUUUGCAGGACUGGGAUGACAACACAGCUUGGGCCGAGUACGGAGAUUUUCAAAUCUCUGGACAGGAUUUUCGUUUGAGUUUUGAUUCGUACAAUGUCCAAAGCACUGCUGGUGACUCCCUUGACAGGCACAACGGUCUGCCCUUUUCAACAAUGGACAAUGACAAUGACAAGUAUGAUGACCAUAACUGCGCCGAGCUUAUGAAAGGAGCUUGGUGGUACAGCGACUGUUAUGAUUCAAACCUGAACGGUAUGUACUUUAAUUCGGCAUGGGAAAUAUCUGGAGAUUAUCGAGUGAUUUCAUGGAAAUCAUGGAGGGGUUAUCUUUACUCCUUGAAAAAAUGCAGUAUGAAGAUUCGCUUGGAAAUGUAA